Striga asiatica is the source of this 1359-nucleotide messenger RNA. NCBI's taxonomy places the organism in Eukaryota, Viridiplantae, Streptophyta, Magnoliopsida, Lamiales, Orobanchaceae. The record is from the annotation of a GenBank genome assembly.
AUGCAGCGGGUGAGCACUCGGUUUCUGCUGGCGGCGUUGCUGCUUGUGACGGCGGCGGGGGUUGAUGGGGACGGGAAGAGCGUUACAUUGACUCUCGAGAGGGCGAGUAACGAAGGGCUUGAGCUGAGUCGACUCAGGGAACUCGACCGGGUACGGCACGGCCGGUUCUUGCAGCAACAGCAGCAGCCUCCUGGAGUCGUUGAUUUCCUUGUCGAUGGAACCUACGAUCCUUAUCUUAUAGAGCUCGAGUUUUUCGAUCCAUCCGGGUCGUCGACCGCAUCCGUAAUCUCGUGUUCAGACCAACGAUGUGCUUCGGGAGAACAAACUUCCGACUCCCUUUGUACAGAUCAGAAUCGCUGUGGGUACAGAUUCCAAUACGGUGAUGGCAGUGGCACAUCGGGGGUUUAUCUAUCAGACCAAAUGUAUCUUGACUCGGUGGUUGGGAACUCGUUGACUACGAAUUCCUCGGCAUCCAUUGUUUUUGGAUGUAGCACGUCGCAGACUGGAGAUCUCACCAAGUCGGAUAGGGCAGUUGAUGGUAUAUUCGGGUUUGGUCAGCAGGGCAUGUCUGUAAUUUCUCAGCUGGCUUCACAAGGGAUUGUCCCGAAUGCAUUCUCUCAUUGCCUGAGAGGGGGAAAUGGCGGCAGGGGUGGUAUACUGGUGCUUGGUCUAAUUGUGGAGCCAAAUAUAGUCUACACUCCCCUUGUUCCCUCACAGCCACAUUACAACGUAGAUCUGCAGAGCAUUUCCAUAAACGGGCAGAUAUUACCCAUUGCCUCAUCAGUAUUCGAGACAUCGAGCAACACAGGAACAAUAAUUGAUUCAGGAACAACAUUAGCAUACUUUGCUGAAGAGGCUUAUGAUCCUUUCAUAAAUGCAGUUGAGCAAACUGUUUCUCAGUCCAUAAGCCCAACUCUCAACAGAGGAAACCAGUGCUAUUUAACCACAUCCAGUGUCUCCGAGAUUUUCCCUACGGUUAGUUUGAACUUUGCGGGUGGGGCAUCCAUGGUACUGAGACCCCAGGAUUACCUUUUGCAGCAAAACUCUGUUGGUGGUGCUACUGUGUGGUGCAUUGGCAUUCAGAAACUUCAGGGUCAAGGAAUAACGAUUUUAGGAGACCUCGUCUUGAAAGAUAAAAUCGUCGUUUACGAUUUGGCCAGUCAAAGGAUUGGUUGGGCUAACUACGACUGUUCAUUAUCCGUGAACGUAUCUACUACAAGCAAUGGCAGAACCGAAUUUGUGAACGCUGGACAAAUUGACAGCAGCUCAGUCGGUCUCGAGCCGUACAAGUUAAUAUCAAGUGUUGCCACAGCUUUCUUGCUAAAUAUGCCAUUUUUUGGUGUCUUUCCAUUUUUGUGA